Molecule: messenger RNA, 4607 nt
Organism: Xenopus laevis (African clawed frog)
Lineage: Eukaryota; Metazoa; Chordata; Amphibia; Anura; Pipidae
Gene: cadm4.L
Product: cell adhesion molecule 4 L homeolog
Exons: 9
Coding region: 16-1227 (403 amino acids)
Biological process (GO): regulation of Rac protein signal transduction; homophilic cell-cell adhesion; regulation of wound healing
Cellular component (GO): plasma membrane; cell-cell contact zone; Golgi membrane
Molecular function (GO): vascular endothelial growth factor receptor 2 binding
Source: RefSeq, a predicted model, not a curated record
AGCCAGCACUUACUCAUGCAUGCAGAGCGCAGAGCCUCCACUGUGCAUUUUUUAUUCCUCUAUUUAUUACAUGUUUCCUCAACAUUAAGAUCUGAAAAUGGGCAGGGGGAGAACAAGACAGAAGCAGCCUUCUCCCAGGAAGUACAGGCUGAGAAUGUCACUGUGGUUGAGGGUAGCACCGUGGAGAUCAGCUGUCACCUACACCAGUACGAUGGCUCCAUUGUGGUUAUCCAGAAUCCGGUUCGGCAAACUCUCUUCUUCAAUGGAACACGAGCGUUGAAGGACACACGGUUUCAGCUGGUUGAGUUCACCCAGAAAGUAGUGAAGAUUCACCUGUCCGAUGCCAAGUUGGAGGAUGAGGGUGGAUACUUCUGCCAGCUCUACACUGAGGAUACACAUCACCAGAUUGCCACGCUCACAGUGAUAGUUCCCCCGGAUAAUCCUUUGGUGGAGGUAAAAGAACAGGCUGUCGAGGGAGGAGAGAUUGAGCUCACUUGCAUCUCCCCUCGAACAAAACCGGCAGCCACUCUACGCUGGUACCGAGACCGCAAGGAGCUGAAAGGAUUCACCAGCAAACAGGAGAAUGGGAAGACCUUCAGCAUCACCAACAGCAUCCGCUUCAACGUGGACAGGAAGGAUGAUGGGAAUAUAGUCACCUGCGAGGCGUCACACCCAGCUUUAAAGGGCCAGAAGAAACAGACUCAAUAUGAACUGGACGUGCAGUUUUCCCCCACGGCCAGCAUUCAGCCUUCCCAAAGCCUUGUGAGAGAUGGAGACGAGCUGAACCUGAAAUGUGAGGUCACAGGGAAUCCAAGGCCGACUGAAAUUAUUUGGACACGUCUCAACGACUCAUUACCGGACCGAGCACAAAUCCAGGGUGAUCUUCUGAGUUUCCCCUCACUCAACCUGCAAGACAAUGGAACCUACAGCUGCCAGGUCUCUAACAAACAUGGCCGUUCCUCUGAUCAAUAUGUGCUGGUGGUGUAUGACCCUGGAGCAAUAAUUGAGGCACAGACUCAAGUCCCGUAUGCUGUGAUUGGAGGGAUCUUGGCACUUCUCGUCUUCCUUGUAAUCUGCAUCCUAAUCGUCAUGGUCUGGUGCUCUGUUCGACAGAAAGGUUCGUACCUGACACAUGAAGCAAGUGGAUUGGAUGAGCAUGGGGAAGCUCGUGAGGCAUUUCUAAAUGGCGGCGAGAACCACAAGAGAAAGGAGGAGUUUUUUAUUUAAAAAAAGACACACAAGAAAAAAAAAAAUGUCCCAACACAGUAUUAAUAACCUGAAUUUUUUUAUUUUAUCUUACCUUUGCAGGGUGGGGGUUUGGGGAGGUUACAGAAGAGGAAAGUCUAGAGAACGGUUAGAUAGCAAAAGCAUAACACCUUCGAUGCCUUGGGGCUGAGUGGCUAAUGAACUUUUGUUGAAGGUGAAGAAAAGACAAUGAAGUUUGCCGGGAUAGUAUGGGGUACAGUCGGGCGGUUGGGGUGGGAGGCAGGGUUUAUAAAGGGUUGCGUCACCUCUUUCAGUAAAAAGAUGGUGAAAUAUCCCAUCAUUUUAUGGUAUGAACAAACAAAUAUGAGCAAAACAAUAUGUAGAAAGAUCAAACAACUAACACAGAAGAGGGCACAGUUGUUUUUUGUAAUAUUUUGGUAACGGAUCUUCUAGUGGAAUAUAAAAGGCUUCAAAGCUGCACACGUAAAAGUCAUGGCGUGAAACAGAAAGAUGUGGUAGGAAAGAUGCAGGAGCCUGUCACUUCUCUUCUAAAUCAAAAAGCCAGUUCGAUAAAUCAUAUGAUACAUAUCCUGAGGCCGACAGAAUUAACCUCUGCACCUUUUGUCUAUGGCUGGAUAGAUAAAAGAGUGUAGCAAGGUUUAUAAACCUGGCACCUCUAGGACUAAACUGCCCCAGGGGACAGGGCUGUGGAUAUAAUAAUAGGCUAGAAUAGAUAGUAGUGGGCCAGGAUGGAUGCUCGGCGAUUUGAGCUUGCGCUGGCUCAGUGUUAAGACCGUGACGUUUGUUUAAUCACCUUAAUUAGGUAGAAAUCAGCACGGCUCAGUAUCCCCAGCGAGGGAGGGAAGUUCUGCGGGGAGGGGGAGAGGCAUCAUAAGUCACCAGCUUAAAAGGAAGAACCAGAGAGGCUCAGAGAACAGAAAUUAGAAGGCGCAACCGCCACAAGAACAACCGAUACAGCCAUGAAUACCAAUGUACAGCAAAGCUAUUCCCAUGGACUCCCAGAGGCAGCGCUAGUCCUUCCAUAUUCUACAGUUUUCAUCUCAUUCUACUGGCAGUAUUAUUAGUGUCACUAGCAACCUAUGGCUUUUUAUAUUGUCAGAGCUUGUUUUAGGGAGGCUCUUUGCCCUGGGCCCCAGGUUGAGAUGGGCCCACAAUAUCUAUGUCACUAUUGCCAACAAGCAGCCCUCCAGCUGUCGUUGAGCUACAACUGACAGUUGGUCCAAAUCUUGGAGCUGUAGAUCAAAAUAAGCUGUAGAGUCACAGGUCCUUGAUUUACUUCUGUAACCCUGACCCUGUGCAGUUCUAGCAGUUCUAGGACAAGGAUAGGCAAAAUAUUCUACAUUUCCAAAUGCUGUUUUUUCACAGCGCUCCCAUGGUGGGAGUUGCAGAUGCUUAGACUGGAACGCAGAAGGUCAAACCUUCCUCAACAAGUUGGCCAAGAGAAAGGUAAACAAAAACAGAACAAUACUCAUUCAAGCACUGCUUGGAAAUAGCAACAACCCCUAACAAAGGUAGACACUAAUAUAAUAACCAAUACCUCUCCAUUUUCACUAACCCUUUAAGCAGUAUGACAUUACCUGCCUAUCCACAUCUGCGCACAGCACAAUAAGGAACCCUUAUCAAACAGCUGCAACAGAAUGUAGUAUAAAUGAGUCUCUUUUAUCUUCCUACCACGAGAAUUUCUGCAGUCCAGGCAAAUUAUGACAAUAAUUAAUUAGUUUUAAUUUACACACCUCUCUGCUAUAAAUUAUGCAGAACAAGUUGAAAAUGCAGUUUUAUAUCUACAUAGUUUCAGCGCCAGCCUUACCAUGCACCCUGGAGCUGAAAAGGUAUCUUGUCUACAAUGCAACUGGCCAAGAGCUUUCAGCUGGGAGCUUUAACCUUUGGGAGGCCUCCAUAAUAGUGCACUUUCCACUUACCUUAAUUAUCUAUUGAUCAUACUUCUUGCUGUAAUAGAGAACCUGUAUAAACUCAACGAAAUGCAACAAUAAAUAUUGGGGCUUUCAAUGUUCUCAUUUUAGAAAGCCAUCUGCUGUUAUCAUAGACAAGGUUCUAGGUGCUGCUACCUGUCUAGAACAUGAUUAUCUUUCUUUCUUAUGAGUUUGAAGAUUGACCAUAACAGCGUCAAUGAAAGGAACUCAAUCUUACUUCUACUUGGGUUGGGCUACUUGUAAAUAUAAGUCCUGCCAACAGAAUUCCCCAACAGAAUCCUAGAUAUAAGAUUUAAUAGCCUUCACCAUUAGAGCCCUGGAACCUUUGAAUAAGAUUGAACAACCUACUAGAGAUCACUGGAAUGCUGCUGAAACAAGACUCAUGGCAGCUCUUGUCAACUAGAUUGAUGGAAGAGCCUUACAUCUUCCCAACAUUAAUAAUAAGUAGCCAACAGUCAUCUUAUUACUGGUAAUGGUAAUUUUAGCUUAAGGGGGACCUACAGGACUCUUCUCAAUCACAUUACACAUAAGAUGAAAAUUACUAGAAUUGGUUGGACCCCCUUGCAUUCCCAUAAAUGCUGCUCCAUAUUUCUGUUGGUGGUUUGGCAGAACAAGCUGGUUAUCAGCAUCACAAGUGAUGGAAAGGCACAAAAGACACAAGAAAUAGUUUUGUAUGUGUGUAUUAUAUGAACUGUCAAUCCUUCCGCAAUGCCUUUAUGGCCUGGGUGGCUCCAGAGGCGGUAUGCUUUGUUCUGAUAAAGUUUUUAACUACAAUGAAUUGAGGAUGAUAUUUAACAAAUAAGUUUUAGGUUAUGAAUUGCUAGAAAUGCAUGGGGUAACCUGGGGACACAAAAUAAUUGGAAAAGGUUAGAUAGAUGUUAGACAAAGCAAGUGCUGAAGGCCACAUCAUUAGAGAAGACAAACUGUAGACAUGGUGUUCUUUGUCUGUUGGUCAGAAUUGGAGACUUUGACACACAACUGUUUUACUACACUGGUGGGUUCAUUGAGCAGUUCAUUAUCUAUCCUCCCUCUACUUGUAUCACCUGGUCUGUGUCCACCAGUAACUCUUCCAGGGGCAAUGGUGUGGUUUGACCCUUGAGUGCCAAAGCUCCUUGGCCCGGCUCGUUUUCUGGCCUACAAUUUUAUGUAGGGUCUAUGAACUCCAGCAACGGAAUCUAAUGUAGAAUAGAUGUACCCAGGGCCAUAUGUGGCCAAUAAAUUGUGGUGCAAUUGUAUUUUAAAGAUGAGAAUAAGGAAAGGAUGGUGGUGUGUCUCAAUUACAUUGAUGUUUCUUUAUUCUAAAGGAGAAACUUCAUGAGAACAAAGCAUAAGAGCCUGUCGCAUAUCAUGCUGGUGUUUAUCCCUCACUGUGCAUUUCCCCAGCUCUUUUAUUCAAUAUGUUCUUUUGUUGUUUUUUUUUUUAAUUUUUAAAAUAAAUUGUUUUGUGAA